Fusarium redolens is the source of this 471-nucleotide messenger RNA. RefSeq lists its product as uncharacterized. Lineage: Eukaryota; Fungi; Ascomycota; Sordariomycetes; Hypocreales; Nectriaceae. Bases 1 to 471 code for a protein of 156 amino acids. The transcript has 2 exons. The record is from RefSeq and is a predicted model, not a curated record.
AUGGAUGAACGCUGGUAUCUUUGGGCGGACAAGGGACUUCUGCCGUGCAGACCCUACACUCAUGUUUCAGGCGUUGAUCAAGGUAGUGAUAACUUACUUCUACCAAGCCUUCAAACAUCCUACAUCGUUGUCAAGGACAUUCACAUAGUCUUUACAUCAAACAGCGGGUUCCAGGAGGGCACUCUUGACGAUGCUCAAAGUGCCUCAUCGCCUUGGAGUGGUGGUUUCCUGAGCUCCUCGAACUCGAGCAGUAGCAGCUCGUCCUUCUUUCACCACGAGGCUACGAAUAUUCAAACUUCUUCUACCAACAUCUCGGUCAAGUUCCCAGCCCCACAGAUUUUGGGAUGGAUCAACAAGCUCAUGCCAGAGGACAGGUCGAAGAACACGUACAAACCACUUCCAAGUGACGAGUUUGAUGAUCUUGUUCCAGGUCAGACUCAAGACUCGAGUUCAAAUGCAGCAUUAAAGUAA